Talaromyces amestolkiae is the source of this 978-nucleotide messenger RNA. RefSeq lists its product as uncharacterized. Bases 1 to 978 code for a protein of 325 amino acids. Lineage: Eukaryota; Fungi; Ascomycota; Eurotiomycetes; Eurotiales; Trichocomaceae. The record is from RefSeq and is a predicted model, not a curated record. The transcript has a single exon.
AUGUCCAACGUGGCACACUCCGAAGGGUCCCGCACUCGAGAGCAGUGGGUAGACGACCUGCUCGAACAAAUUACACCACAAAAGGCUCCCGAGGAUGGUCCGUCUAGCACCUCUGAUGUUGAAAGCCCGCUCAACGCGCUGCAGCAUCAUUUCGACGAGGGCCAGCGUCGCAUUGAGUCAACCUAUAACAACCUCGAGAAGUCAUUUCAACAACUGAUCGAACUCAACACGGCCCGCGAGGCGGAGCGCGAGGAAGAUCUCGACUUCUUCGAUGCAUUGAAAGCAUCAUUGGACAAAUUGAAAUUGCACUACAACAAGACACGGACCGAAUACCUGGAAGAAGUAGCCGAGAAGUUCCUUAAGACCGGGCAGUUAUGGUUUCUGAAGGAGGUCUCAAGCAUGAUGGAUUCUGAUAUCCUCCUCGAUUGUCGAAUUGUCGAUGAUAUCAAGAAGCGCGACGGCUUGAAGGCACACCUUGUCGGCUUGGGCUUUCAUGCAGUAUACUCGCUGGACCCAGCUAUAUACCGACGCCAUAUCUACGCUGCGCCUGCGGACAUAGUUCAAACCCUCAACUUCCGAGCAGAGAUACUCCACCACAAAUACUACAAAAAUGUAGUUGACCAGGCUGCCCUCCGGGCAAUGAAAUCCAAGUGUGGCGAGAUCAUCUCACUGUGGAAGAAACAUGUCGACUCGAUCAAGGAAUAUCCUGAUGAUGCCGAUGAGGCGAAAGCCGUCCAACUUGUUGAUUAUCCUGAAGAAAUCAAGGCAAAGAUCGCCGAGCUAGACGAGAUGGAUGCAUCAUGGGAGAAGAAAGAGACUGCAAUUCAGUCUUCUAGGGCUCAACAACACGGUUUAUUGAGCUAUUAUCACGCUCGUUAUCAGGGAGAACCAGAAGCAGAGUUCUACCUACGCGAUGCAUAUGUGAUCAUCGCUACGGUUACGGUCGUGGUGUGGCUGUGUGUGUACAUUUCCAAGUAG